AUGAACAUAACCCUUAAGAACAAAAGCCUAAAGGCUUUUAAUAUCCUCAAAGCCGGUAGCAUUCUUGAUGAUAACCGCCUGGAAUCAAUGCGCCUUGACGGGGGAAACGGAUACUGCGCUGUGGGAUUUGCCGACAGCGAGACCCCGCCACAUACCAACCCAAGAGAUGAGUCCGAAUUUCAGCUCAUGCCAGCAUACGGAAAAAUUACUACAACCAUCGACUUGCUUGAUGUUCGUGAUGCAUACAAGUUUUGCGGUAAUGGUACCGCUGUUCUCUCUAUCAAAGCUACUAUUCAUGCUGCCGAGGUUGGGAAUACAACGCUAGUCCACGAAAUUCCAUACGAGCUGCGCUUCGCCGCGGUCUAUCAUAAGUUUUUCCCCCCACUGCCGAAAGUCUUUGAGGAGAGGGUCCAUAAAUGCUCCCCUGAUUAUCUGAGCGUGCUCAAGGAAGGCAUUACCAACUGUGCUUCUCUAGCCACAGCGGCGCGGGAAGCUGCCUUGAACGGGUCAGCUGAGCGAAUGGAGGCCUAUUUCAAGGACUCGAGCCAGGAUACCAGGAACUCUGUCGCCGAUGUCUUUGCUAAAGUUGCUGCCAUGUGCAACUUUGAAAAUUCACGAGUUUAUUACACUUGCAAUCAUUGGGUAUGCGGGAAAGAAUUUGCCGGUGUAUUGCGCCAUUCAGACCCAGGUCAUGUGGCAUUUUGCAAGAGAGGCUAUUAUCAACCUAUGCUUCCAGAUUUUAACGAAGUAUCCUCGGUCACUCAUACUAUUAUUCACGAGAUGACUCAUUUAGAUUUUGUCAAGGCUACCAAGGAUCUCGGAUACGGCCUACUUCACUCGACGGACCUUGUUAAGGAUGAGAGCCUCCAAAAUGCUGAUAGCUACGCCCUCUUCUCUGAUGCAGUUUAUCUAAAAGAGGAUGGGCUAAAUCAAACGAGGGCCGACGCUGCAUGGCAGAGUACCAAAUGGAUCUGGUAUGACUCUAACAAAUUAGGAAAUUUGACUAGAUCGGAGUUCCUAAGUCUUCCACCCGCUGUUCGUUCAGCGCGAUUUGGUUUUGUGCUUUAA
This is a messenger RNA of Beauveria bassiana ARSEF 2860, 1068 nucleotides long. RefSeq names its product deuterolysin metalloprotease. Gene Ontology annotation, molecular function: metalloendopeptidase activity. Gene Ontology annotation, biological process: proteolysis. The record is from RefSeq and is a predicted model, not a curated record. The transcript has 2 exons. Lineage: Eukaryota; Fungi; Ascomycota; Sordariomycetes; Hypocreales; Cordycipitaceae. Bases 1 to 1068 code for a protein of 355 amino acids.